CGACCAUGACCCAGCAGGGCGCGGUGCUGCAGAACUACAACAACGAGCUGGUCAAGGGUAUCGAGGAGCUGCGUCAGAAGCGGGAAGAGUUGCGCCGGCAGAUCCAGCAGGAGGAGGAGGAGAAGCAGCGGCUGCAGAAUGAGGUGAGGCAGCUGACAGAGAACCCGGCCCGAGUCAAUGAGAACCUGGCUCGCAAGAUCGCCUCUCGGAACGAGUUCGAUCGGACCAUCGCGGAGACAGAGGCAGCCUACCUCAAGAUCCUGGAGCGCUCGCAGACUCUGCUUAGUGUCCUGAAGAGGGAAGCAGGGAACCUGACCAAGGCCACAGCCUCGGAGCAGAAGAGCAGCGGAGGCAAGGACAGCGGAUGA
This is a messenger RNA of Hippopotamus amphibius kiboko, 368 nucleotides long. Its product is annotated as microtubule nucleation factor SSNA1-like. Gene Ontology annotation, cellular component: ciliary basal body; centrosome. Lineage: Eukaryota; Metazoa; Chordata; Mammalia; Artiodactyla; Hippopotamidae. Bases 6 to 368 code for a protein of 120 amino acids. The record is from RefSeq and is a predicted model, not a curated record. The transcript has a single exon.